ACAGACUGUGGAGGGAAUGAGGAUACAACAACGUCACAGAGAUGAGCACUAGAGGGAAAGAGGAGAUAGAGUAGUGAAAAGAUAGUGAUAGUAAACAAAGCGUGAGUAAGACAGAGGACGCACUAAGCCACAAAAAAGGAGGGAUCAGGGAGUGUGACACACUGUUCAGUGUGGCCUUGGUACAGACAGAUCACCUCCUUGACAUCUGAGGUUGCACAGGCACAAGACAAAGGACCUUUUUUUUGGAGUGCCCCUUUUCUUUUUUACUAUUUUUUAAAUUAAUUUGUUCAAAUGCAACGCUGUGGAUAUGUACACCUGUGGCUGUUGGGGUCAGUGUUACUGAUCUGCCUCAUCUCAGGGGUCACACGGGUGAAUGGGGACGUGGCGCUAACGCAUCAAGAAUCCCGUUUGAAUCCGUCCAAAUCGAACUUGAAUCAGACUGAACAUGGCCAUGGCUCCGUCAUCACAGGAAUACCCAUCGUGACCUUUAAGUGGCACCACGUGGAGACCCCUUAUCUAGUUGCAUUAUGGAUAUUGGUGGCUGGUUUGGGUAAAUUAGUCAUCGAGGCCAACCACCAUGUGACCAGUGUGAUCCCAGAAAGUGCCCUCCUCAUCUGCUUCGGCUUCAUUCUGGGUGGGAUUAUUUGGGGUGCUGACAAGGUGCAGACCUUCAAGCUGACCCCAACAGUGUUCUUCUUCUACUUGUUGCCUCAAAUCAUCCUGGACGCGGGCUACUCCAUGCCAAACAAGCUCUUCUUCAGCAACAUGGGGGCCAUCCUGAUCUACGCCGUCAUCGGGACCUGCUGGAACGCAGCCAGCUUGGGGCUGUCGCUGUGGGGGUGUCACAAGGGUGGAGCCAUGGGUGACCUGGACCUCGGCCUGCUGCAGUAUCUUCUCUUCGGCAGUCUGAUGGCCGCUGUGGACCCCGUAGCCGUCAUCGCCGUGUUUGAGCAAGUCCAUGUCAACGAGGUCCUCUUCAUCAUGGUGUUUGGAGAGUCGCUGCUCAACGAUGGAGUGACAGUGGUGCUCUUCAAUGUAUUUGAUGCGUUUGUGUCACUGGGAGGAGACAAAAUUGAUGCUGUGGAGAUCAUCAAAGGAAUAAUUUCCUUCUUUGUGGUGGCAUUUGGUGGUUCCCUCGUGGGCUUUGUGUUCGGCCUGCUCAUCUCUCUUCUGACCAGAUGCACUAAAAACAUCCAGAUCAUUGAGCCAGGCUUCGUCUUCGUCUUGGGAUACCUCGCCUACCUGACUGCUGAGAUGCUCUCCCUGUCUGCCAUCCUUUCGAUCGUCUUCUGUGGUAUGUGCUGUCAAAAGUACAUCAACUCAAACAUGGACGAGAGGUCCGUCACCACGGUCAGAUACGUCAUGAAAGUUUUAGCCAACGGAUCAGAAACCAUCAUCUUUGUGUUCCUCGGCAUCUCGGCCAUCGAUAAGGAAAUCUGGGUGUGGAACACGGGCUUCAUCCUCCUCACCCUCCUCUUUGUCUUGGUGUAUAGAUUCAUCGGUGUCUUUUUCCUCACCUGGAUCUUGAACAAGUUCAGGCUGGUCCCUGUGGAGUUGAUAGAUCAGGUGAUUAUGAGCUACGGUGGCCUGCGAGGGGCUGUCGCUUACGGCCUGGCUGUGAUGCUGGAUGAGAACAAAAUAAAGGAGAAGAAUCUGAUGGUCAGCACUACUCUCAUCGUGGUGUACUUCACAGUUAUUCUUCAGGGAAUAACGAUGAAACCUCUGGUCAACUGGCUUAAAGUAAAGAGAGCUGCAGUGGGCGAGCUCACACUCAUAGAGAAAGUGCAGGACAAGGUGUUUGAUCACAUGCUUGUUGCCAUCGAGGAUAUAUCUGGACAAAUAGGACACAACUACAUGAGGGACAAGUGGAAUAAUUUUGAGGAGAAGUGGAUGACGUGCAUUCUGAUGAAGCCAUCGGCGAGGAAGAACCGCGACUACGUCUUCAAAGUCUUCCAUAAGCUGAACCUCAAGGACGCUAUGCGCUACGUGACUGAGGGUGAACGUAGAGGUUCUCUGGAGUUUGUCCGCAAUGAAACUGCAUUUAUCGACUUCAAGAAAAAGUUUGAUGACGAUUUCUCAGAAGUCAUGCCUGACAUCAUGGCUGACACCUCCGACGAUUACAGCGAUACGUCCGACAUGAGAAGAGACCCUGUGCCGUCAGUGAGCCUGGAAAUGCACGAGCAGACCAUGAAUGGUAUGAGGCCGUUAGAGGACGUUAACAGUCACCACCUGCUGCAGCAGCAUCUGUACAAGGGCAGGAAACAGCACCGACACAGGUACAGCCGGAGCCAUUUCGAUGUCAACAAAGAUGAAAAUGAGGUGCAGGAGAUCUUCCAGAGGACCAUGAGGACUCGCUUGGAGUCCUUUAAGUCUGGAAAGAUGGGCGUCGCUCCACUAAAGCACAUUACUAAGCACUUAAAGAAAGACCAACAGCAGAAGAUGCCAAACGGAAAAUCAUUGGACAAAAGUAAAACCUACCAUUCUGGUGAUGAAGAUUUUGAGUUCUCAGAGGGAGACAGCGCCUCCGGCUUUGAGGCAUCGGCAAGUUCAUUCCCCAUGAGGGUCACCUACAGAGCUGGAGCUGGAAUUGAGAAUCCUGCCUUCAUGCCAGACCUGGACCCCAUGGCGCAGGUGCAGAUCCCUCCGUGGCUGGCGGAGGCCGAGGUUGACAGCAGCAUGGUGGCUCCGUCGCAGCGAGCCCAGCUGAGGCUGCCGUGGACGCCCAGCAACCUGCGGCGCCUGGCUCCCCUUCGCAUCAGCGCUCACUCCACCGACUCCUUCAUGCUGGCCGACGCUCCUGCCGCGCAGCAGAGGGACAACGACCAGCUGCCGCCGCCUCCGCCCCCACCAGCACCCCCACAUGGAGACCACAUGUAGCGGCACGCAGCCCCUUCUUCAUCUCCCUUUAACCUGGCUGCCAAAGACAGAACCUAACCUCAAGACUUUGCACUGUCUACUCUCAAAAUAUUGACUAGGGAAUGUUUUCUUUUCCGUGCCAAUGUUUAAUCUUACUCCUGAGUGUCUGAACGAAACAUUCACGAUCCCAUAACCUUUGUGCUCUUGACACAGCUUCCAUUGUUGGUCUAACUUCACCCUUCACUGAACAGAGGGAAGCUGCAGGAGACCUUGUAUGCACAGUGGCAUGUUAUUUAGCAGCACACGUUGAACAUUGUCACAUCCUCUCCUCUGGUUCAUAGUGAACCAGUCAAACAUUUCAGACCAGUCCCUGUGGAGUACCUUAUCCCUGAAUGCAGAAAUGUUUGUCAACAAUGUAGAUGUUUAUGAAUUGUGUGAUAUGAAAAUAAUUCCAACUCUGUAAUCUGAUUAUAACAUUUUUGUGUGUUUUUCUCAUUUGAGGUUGAAAAUGAAACUUGAAGAAUUAGAACAUUGUAAAAAAACAAAUGUGUGAUAAAGACAUAAUAUAUUUAUUCACAAAUGAAGUUUGGUAUUAUGUGGACGUUUCCACCAUCUCAAAUCGGUUAGAUAUAUUUUAUGUACCUCCAACAAAGAACACUUUGACUGAACGACCUUUGAACUGUAUCGAUUUAGAAAUAAAUGAAGGAGAAAAAGAAGUAUUUUGGAGUCAGUUACACUGUAUUAAGUAAAAUGAUUGGUUUGAUUGAUUAGAUUUUAUUAGAAAGGUAAUCUACUACUUAUAAUUUAUUAGUAAUUGAUUAAAUCAUUUAUCAAGAACAAAAAGCCAAACAUGGGCUGCUUUUCUGUUGCUUUUCUCUUUUUCAUAUUAUUUUAAAAUCAAUGUUGGACUAUUGUAAAAAAAAAUGUAAUAUUGUGGCAAGUAGCUGCUCUAUAUACAUAUAUUUAAUACAUGUUAACAUGCCCAGUUACCUCACUAAGACUGUAUGUGUUGAGAACCAGGGUCAGAAACCUUUACUAUUAAUAAAAUCUGUCUGCAAAACAUACUGAUCUUUGGAUUUGGGAUCGAUAGCUAGCCUGGCUAAGGACACUCACGACUAGUAGCCACCACUACUGAUGUUCAGCAAAAUACAGAGGAAAGGAAAAGUUCAGACAGAGUUGGGGGUGCUGAAAAAGUGUCUAUAUAAUGAAUAAAUAAUAAUAAAUG
Molecule: messenger RNA, 4081 nt
Organism: Dicentrarchus labrax (European seabass)
Lineage: Eukaryota; Metazoa; Chordata; Actinopteri; Moronidae
Product: sodium/hydrogen exchanger 3
Exons: 16
Coding region: 292-2877 (861 amino acids)
Biological process (GO): regulation of pH; proton transmembrane transport; sodium ion transport
Cellular component (GO): brush border membrane; apical plasma membrane
Molecular function (GO): sodium:proton antiporter activity
Source: RefSeq, a predicted model, not a curated record